Molecule: messenger RNA, 1251 nt
Organism: Zea mays
Lineage: Eukaryota; Viridiplantae; Streptophyta; Magnoliopsida; Poales; Poaceae
Exons: 7
Coding region: 146-1081 (311 amino acids)
Source: RefSeq, a predicted model, not a curated record
UCCUGAGAGGUGGGCGGACAAUAGAAGUAGAUGGAGGCAAAAUAUCAGUCAAAUUUUCUCUGCUACCACCACCACGGCACCGCACCACCGGCGGCUGUAGACUGUAGCACGAGAGAGAAAUCUGUAGCCCAGCAGCUCGUCAGGCAUGGCAGCCUCCGUGGCGCUGACUCCGGCCUAUCCAGCGUUCCUCCCUGUCCCCUUCCGCGUCCGCCGCGACGGCCGGGUGCGCCUCUCGCCCCGCCGCCCCCGCUACUCCGCGGGGCGCUGCAGAGCCAUGGCCCAGACCUUCCAGGGGGGCGCCGCUGCCAGCUACGCCCGCGAGAUGGAGCGCCUCUCCGCCAAGGAGUCCCUGCUCCUCGCCUUUAAAGAUGCUGGGGGUUUCGAGGCCUUAGUCAGCGGGAAGACCACUGAGAUGCAGAGGAUCGAUGUCAAUGAGCGAAUUGUUGGACUUGAGCGCUUGAAUCCGACACCACGCCCCACAACAUCGCCGUUUCUGGAGGGUCGAUGGAAUUUUGAAUGGUUUGGUGAUAGCAGUCCUGGAGCAUUUGCGGCCCGCCUUUUGUUUGAGAGGUCGCCUACAUCGGUUGCACACUUUAUGGGACUUGAUGUGUUGAUCAAGGAUGGAUACUCCAAGCUCUCAUCUAACCUCAAGUUUCUAAACACGAUACAAAGCAAAUUCCUACUGACUACUCAAUUGUCCGUUGAGGGCCCCAUCAGGAUGAAAGAGGAAUACGUUGAGGGCCUUAUAGCGAUUCCCAGAAUCAAUGAAGAAUCAUUGCCUGAACAGUUGAAGGGCUUGCUUGGCCAAACUGCAGGAGCUCUACAACAACUUCCUAGCCCUAUAAGGGAAGCUGUUUCGGAGGGGCUUAAAUUGCCACUCGGUGGGGCAUUUCAACGAUUAUUCAUGAUCUCUUACUUGGAUGAAGAAAUAUUGCCGACGACCUCGCCGGGUUACAAACAACCACGCACCAAAGACAACAAACCACACACAACAUUCAGCAGCAGCAUUCAACCAUGCAGGGUAUGGAGCCUCCAAAAGCCCAAACCAGCUUCAGCGUUUUUCGCGUUAUUAUUUACAUAAUGUGACGAUCAACUGGUGCCCAGCCAAAAGAGCGAUUGAAGACUUGAUCAUCAAUUCUUCGGAUUAGCCUGCUUCUCGUCCUCCAGCAUCCUUCUUGGCAUCUCUUUCUGGAGCAGCGCCCACGAGUUCAACGAAAAACAACAUUGAAUGAAGAUAUUAGCGACAUUGAU